GAGCUGAUCGUGGGAGCCUCGCAUCAGCUCACUGCCCACCGCACGCCCCCGCAGAGUCUCCCAAACUCUCGCUCGCAGGAGGAGAGAUGAUGUGGGGGAUGUAAGACACGGGGAUCAGCAGACAGCAGCUGGAUUCUCGGGCUGAAAUCAAGCGCUCUGAUGGACUGAAGACGGCAGAUAUACGGUUCGAGGUAGGAUGUACCAACAUUGUUAGAGCCGGAGGAGAGAGGUGGGAGAUUCUGGGAUUCCAGAAGGGGAGAGCAAAACAUCAUGGGUGAUGGAGGGGCCUUGCACACAGAGGGCAAUGCCCUUCUGAAGGCAGUGUUUCAUGGUAAACUCCGCCUUGCCCGCCUCCUACUUGAGGGCGGAGCUUAUAUCAAUGAAGGGAAUGAGCGAGGAGAGACACCCAUUAUAGCGGCCUGUCUGGCGGGAUACGAUGAUCCACAAACCCGGCAAAGAAUGGUGCGCUACCUGUUGGAGAAGGGUGCAGACCCAAAUAUUCCUGAUAAAACGGGCCGGACUGCUUUGAUGCAUGCAUGUGCAGAACUGGCAGGCAAAGAGGUGGUGUCCCUGCUGCUGGAAAACGGUGCUGAUCCCAGCUUGAAAGACUACUCUGGGGCUUCUGCACUUGUACAUGCCAUCAAUAAGGGUGAUCGGGACACUCUCCAGGUCCUACUGGAUGCCUGCAAAGCCAAAGGCAAAGAGGUUAUCAUCAUUACCACUGAUACAUCUCCCUCUGGCACUAAAAAGACCAAACAAUACCUGAACUCCCCACCAUCUCCUGGUAUAGUGGACAAGCUCUCCCCUGCUUGCAUGUCUCCAUCAGAAGUAGAGAUCCAUACCACUGGAUCUGGCCCUAGUGAAGAGGAGGAAGGUAUCUUCAGCUUUGCCAUGACUUCAGCACUUCCGCUACCAUCCAGCAGACCACAAGGGGAGCGGAGACCACCGCCCCGCAAGCUUCUGAAAAGACUGAACUCUGAGCCUUGGGGUCUGGUUGCUCCUUCUGUACUUGCUGAGCGAGCUGAGAGGAUAGAGGGCGAUUUAGCAGAAGAGGACAAACUGGUCUCGGAGAUGAAUGGGAUGACAGUUUCUGGUCCAGGCAGACCUCUCCUGUCACGUAGGCACAGUAUAGAGACCCAUGACCCAUCCUCUCCAAAGCUGAUGGACCGGUCCUGUUCAGAAGACUGUGCUGCACUUUGUGGCUCUUCCUGGGCAGAUAAAGUUAAUCAGCACCAAUCACUGUAUCGUAGAAACACAGCUCCUGAGACUCAAGACAAUGUGGCUCAGGCAUCAGCGGGAAUCCGCGGUUUACCACACCCUAAACUCACCCGCAUGGAGCACUACGAGUCGGACACUCACCUGUGUCCUACCUCCAUCCCUGGAUCUCCAGAUUCUGGACGCGUCUCGGUUGAGCGCCGCAAAUACAAUGCCUCUCCUUUGUCAUUGCUCACAAGCUCUUCUCGAGAGUCUCUGGAGAGCAUUCCCAACUCAGUAUCUCCUAUCACAAUGCGGCGGCGUCCCACAGGACUGCUGGAAAGGCGGGGAUCAGGGACUCUCCUCUUGGACCACAUCUCCCACACUCGACCUGGGUUUCUUCCACCCCUCAACAUCAAUCCCCAGCGACCUAUUCCUGAUAUCCGUGCCAAUGGAAAGCCCACUUCUCCCGUUCACUCAGGGAGCAAGAUCCUGCUCCCGGUCGCACCUUCAUCCCCAAAACGUGGGCCAGACUUCAAGAUGAAGAAGAAACUCAUGAGGAGACACUCAAUGCAGACAGAGCAGAUGAAACAGCUAUCGACCUUCCGGGAAAUACUUACAGAAAAGGUGAUGGAGAUGAAUGGAGAUUGAGAGCAGAAGAGAAAAAGAUGGAGAGAGAGUCAGUGAUCUUCCAGGAUCAUCUACAUCUUUUUUUGAGGCACAACUGCUCUUGUUCAGUUCAGCUCCAAAAGAACAUAAUACAUACAUCAAAACAACAUUGCAGAAAUAAAACGUGAUCAAGAUCUAAAAAUUAAAGAGAACAUUUGUCACAUCACUCAAUAUCAAAAAAAGGAUCACUUCCAAGUGUUCCAUGUUUUUAAUGGUGACCAUUCUUAUUUGGGAUUAUUCCUUGAUCGUGAAAGAUUGAGAAUGUGUGAAGAUGGACCCAUUUGUGUCAGUGGAAGUGCUGUUGGUGUUUGAAUUUGCUGCAAAACUUAGAUGAGACCUCACAGAUUUUGUAUUCUGUGGGUUUCGCUAUAUAUUAGCGCUGUUAUGGCUCUCAGCUUCCUUACUGUUGUGCACUGUUAGAAAAGAAUGUGCAAAAAUUAUUUGACCUUUAGAGAUACCACAGCUUGUCACUGGGGCAGUAUCCUGAAUUGGGCCAUUUUUGGAAUAUGAUGUGCAUUUGCAUAUGUUGUCCCCUUAAGAUGUACAUUGGUGUACCCUUAAGCAAUGGCUUGGUGUUCUGGGUCCUAUGCUGCACAGGUUUCUACUCUGGGCAUUUGGGAGGGGGACUCCCCUAGGUAAAAAAUUGCACCCCCCUUCACCCCAGACACUGUGGGCCCCUCCAAGCCUCAAGGCCUUAUCUACUCUCUAUUGAAAUUUUUAAGGGGAAAACAAAGAUGGUACUGCCCAUAUGAGUGUCUACCCUUAAUUUUGGAAAUUUUUAUUAUCGAGUGUGGCUCUGUGGUGAUCCUGUGGAAUAAUUCUUAAUUAAUUUUAAUGUUCCUUAAAAAAUGCCAAUUUUCCAUUAAGUAUUGUUGUUCGAAACUCAAUCACUAAAUUAUUCAGCCUUUACAAUACAUUUGAAUUUCAAUCUAAGGUAAGAUAAUUGAAGAUGAUUGAUCACUUUUUUAAUAAUUUUUUAAUGUGAUAUUUAGUUUUGUUUGUCCUUUUAAGGACUUUUAAUUGACAAGCUUUCUGAUUUUCCAUAGGAUGUACCCUAGAGCAGUGGUCUCCAACCUUUUUACCACCGUGGACCGGUCAGUGCUUGACAAUUUUACAGUUUUACCGUGGCCGAGGGGUGCUAGACCACCAUCAAUCGUUUUCUCACAGGAUGACAAGCUAACAAAACAUUGCUGCAGAAAAUUAAAAAGCACUGCAGUGUUUGUCUGAGAUAACUAGUCUAUCAAUAUUUGUAUAUUCCAUACACAAUAUAAAGCUAAUCGAUCAGUUCAUGUCACGUGACUUGCGGUGCGCAGCAACUGGGUGCGCCGCUCCUGCGCAUUGCUCCUUCAUUAAUAAUAACGAGCAUGCAUGUGGAAAAGACGCAUUAUGUGAACGGCUGCCGUCAUUUGGGAUCUCCAGCAGUUGAUCUUCUUGCAAAAAAAUGCUGGAUUCAUCUGAUUUGUUGACAAAUGGGUUGCGGAUCCAUUCCUUGGCAGUUUAUGGAUCCUUCACUGGGCCUUUUCCCUUUCACAAAGAAACUUUCUAAAGUCAUCUGUUACUUACUCAUUUUGCUGCUUGUGGUAAAUUUUGGCGCUCAAGUGAACGAGAUGUAACCGAGAAAAUAUGGUCAUUUUUCAAAACAAAAGAUUUUUAGAUUAAAAGAUCUCAGAUAAUAAAUAAAAUGGAAAUAAUUAAUGAUUUAUUGUGCGGCCCGGUACCAAUUGAUCCACAGAUCAGUACGGCUCGGGGGUUGGGGACCACUGCCCUAGAGGGCAUUGAAGUUUGCGGACUGCUGAUUAUUACUGUAACAAACUAUGGUGUUAAAUGAAGAAAAUAUGAUUGCAUACCAGAAGUGCAUACAAAUGUUUAAACUAAAAAAAAAGUAUUUUUACAGCAAUUGAUUAACAUAAAACUAUUUUUAAAAAUAUGUAAUUACAAAACCCAAUAGUACCAGUUAAGCAUAAUGCAUGUUCAGGGCUUUUGGAUGGGUUGCAUAUCUUUCUUAAACUCUUGUGCGUGAUACAAAAUAAGUCAAGUGCAAUUCUUGAAACUCAAAAUCCCAAAGAAACUCUACAAACACCCAUCCAAAACCACACAUAUCAACAAACCCUGACCCGACUCUGCGGGGGGGCAGAGAGAAACCCCUGGCCUAACGCACACUCUGGAGACACAGAGCACAGAUAUUGUGUACAUACUGUACAGAGUACUAUUGUGUCUCAGACGUUUGAACGUGCAAUAUUCAGUGCUGCCUCGGCACUGAUUUCAUAUUAUUAUUGUGAAUGUGAACAAUCACUCGGACGUGCGUCUGUGCUAACAUGCUGCGCUAAAUAGUUCAAGAUGAGCUGGCAGCUCAGUUUACAUACAGAAGAGGAAUCUCUGCACAAAAUACAUGAGAAUGAAUUUCUCUAAAGAGCUGUCCGUGUCAAACACAUAGUUCAACUCAAGCUUAUGAUGAUGUGAGUGAAUUUAGUGCUUCUGCUUUGAGAUGUUCUAAACUUGAUGUGAAUUCAACUUAGUGUACUUGAAAUGUAUCAUGAAAACUAAAAGAGGAAUAUUUUUUUAUGCCUGUAGGGUUUUAUUCUUGUCGUUUUUUAUUUUUAUCUAAAUGAAUUUUAACGUUUAAUACCGAAGCGUUGGUGCAGUUUCACUUUGACGGUAGCUUCUGUGUCACAGGGUGUUUGUAGGAAAUAAUAUAUGAACAUCCGGAGCUCAACGGCUACAGCAAAUCUUCCAGAAAAUGCGAUAAAGUCCCAUCGAUGGAUUGAAAUCUCAGAUCUCUGACUACCUGGCUCUUUGUUAUCCUGAUGUGAUUAGGAGAAUCUUGGCACUUUGCUGUGUGUUCAUUGAUUUAAGCGAUUCUCCUCUUUUCAUUUCACACACACCAGUCAGAUAACGGAGUUUGAUUAGUUUGUAUCUAAAUAUAUAUUUCUGACCUGCUGUACAAAAACAUCAGUAUAAAUGAGUUGUUCAAGUGUACCUGAAAAGGUUUUAAUAGUGUAAAGGGUGUUUUAGGUGCUGUACACAAUGACCUCUGUCUGUGCUACACUGUCGUCGGGUAGUUUGAGCCGUAGCCCAGUGUUCUGCUCUCAUUUCACAUAGAAGGGUCACAGUUACACUAACAAUGCAUCAUUUAAUGGAUUAUGGAUUAAUUACUUCUUGUUAUUUUGUAUGUUUAGUGUGAUACACAGGUCAAAUGUAGUAAACCAAA
This is a messenger RNA of Danio aesculapii, 5071 nucleotides long. RefSeq names its product ankyrin repeat domain-containing protein 34A. The transcript is spliced from 2 exons. Bases 271 to 1845 code for a protein of 524 amino acids. The record is from RefSeq and is a predicted model, not a curated record. Lineage: Eukaryota; Metazoa; Chordata; Actinopteri; Cypriniformes; Danionidae. Gene Ontology annotation, molecular function: protein binding.